Funneliformis geosporum is the source of this 867-nucleotide messenger RNA. The record is from the annotation of a GenBank genome assembly. NCBI's taxonomy places the organism in Eukaryota, Fungi, Glomeromycota, Glomeromycetes, Glomerales, Glomeraceae.
AUGUAUUCAAAAACAAAUUCACCCUUAAAAGUUUUCUCAACUGAAAUUUUACUUAUCAUUUUCGCUGAAACGGAUAUUACAACAUUAUUAUCGCUUAGCAGCACUUGUAAAAAUUUUAGAAGAUUAGCAAGUGUAUGUUUAGCCGAUAAAUUCAAGGAGCAAAAUGUUGGUUUGAAUUUAACAUUUGAACAAGAACACAAAUGGCGUUCAAAUAUUACAAUGAAAUUUAAUCAUGUAAAUGAAGAAAAUGGAAACUUCGUUUUUCAACCAAAAAUUGACACCCGAAUAACAUAUUAUCAUUCCGCGAUAAUAAAAAAUCCAAAUAUAUGCAAAAUAUCUUUAAAUAACGUUAAAAGUUCUUCUACGAAGGAAUUUCAACAUCAAAUAAAUGAACCAACAGAUGACACAAAUUUAUUACAAAAAUCAUUCGGAUUUUCUAUAAAAACUCGGAAUAGAAUUUGUCAAAAAAUUCAAUAUGUAUAUCGUACAGGAAAUGGUUGUUCACACUUAAAAGUUCCUUUCGGUUUCACUUAUUCAGUCGUUAUUCCUCCUGAUGGAACAAAAUCAAGAACUGGAGAACGUUGGAUAACUCCUUUAUCGUUCGAAUGCCCUCCAAGUUUCUUUUAUCCAGAUGAGACUAUCGUCCAUAGAAUUUUCAUGUCUAUAAUAAAUUACAAGCCUAUCAUCGUAAAGAAACAAUUGACCGAAAAGACUACUAUUUCGAAUGAAAACCAAAGACAAUGCGUGCCUUUUCAACAACAAGAAUCACAAAUUUUACAACCAAUUUUACAUGUUCCACAAUUAGAAAAUCAAGAAAGGACGAAGUUUAAGAUAUCUACAAGAUGGGCUCGCGGCGCAAGGCGUUGA